UUUUUAAACUGAUUUUUAAAUAAUUUUAAAAUAUUUUGAUUUUAAGUAAUAAAAAUGAAUAAAAUAUUUACAAGACUAAUUUCUAGAUCUUUAAGUAAAACGUUAAAAUCCGAGAAACUUGCAAGUACUUACAAAGCAGCAGUCAUUACAGAAAUAGGUAAACCUUUAGAAAUCCAAGAGAAAAAAGUAUUAAAAUUAAAACCAAGUGAAGUUAGGGUACAAGUUAUUUAUUGCAGUGUGAAUUCUGUGGACGUUUAUAAGUUUAAAAACGAUGGGGGACAAUUACCUUUUAUACCAGGAUAUGAAUUAUCCGGAGAAGUAUUAGAAAAGGGUUCAGAAAUCAAAGAUGAGGUUCUUAGAAUUGGAGAGAGAGUUGUUGGUCUGAAUCUUGUUAAAUUUGGUGGUUUUGCAGAAGAGUGUAUUUUGGAUAUAAAUGACGUUUGGAGGAUACCAGGUGAUGUGGAGAGGAAAGAUGCCGCUGUUAUAGCCUACGGUCAUUCCACAGCCUUGUAUGCAUUUUCAAAAUUGACUAGCAUAAAAGAAAAAGAAAAGGUUAUCAUAUCUGCAGGUCCUGCAGGAAUGGGAUUGGCAGCAGUGGAUAUUGCAGCAAAUGUAUAUAAAGCACAGGUUGUAGGACUGGUAGAUACAGAAGAAAGGGGAGAAUUGGUUAGAGAGAGGGGAGCUUUUGAAACUCUUCAUUUUUCUGAUAAAUUAGUCAAACAAUGUAUGAAAAUUACAGACAAUAAAGGUGCCAGUAUUGUUUAUGAUGCGACAGGAACAGAAAUGAUGGAACCUAUUGGAAAGUGUGUUAAAGUAGGAGGGAAACUUUUCCAUGCAGCUCCAUAUUUCUACAAAACAAUUCCAUCUCCCGUACCACAUUCGUUUGCCACUAUUCUUAGUCUUAAGGAAUUAAGUAAUCAAAAUCCUAGCUUGUAUAGAUCGAUAGUAAGUGAUACAUUGGAAUUGGCUAACCAAGGACUAAUUAAUGCUCACAUAAGCGCUAAAUUUAGUUUGGAAGAGGUUAAUGAUGCUAUUACAUUUAUUGAUGAAAAGAAAUGUACUGGAAAAGUUCUUAUCCAUAUUGAUGAAUAAGGUUAAAAAUAUUGUUUUUUAUUAAGUAUUAUUUAUUUAUUCGCAAUAAAUAUUUAUAUUUA
Diabrotica balteata is the source of this 1154-nucleotide messenger RNA. The record is from the annotation of a GenBank genome assembly. Lineage: Eukaryota; Metazoa; Arthropoda; Insecta; Coleoptera; Chrysomelidae.